AUGUCGGCCGCCGACAUGUUCUGGGCGGCGCCGCCCGUAUCAAGAACAAUCACAGCAGCCGCUGUGCUCCUAUCGGUACCGACAUGGUUAGGUCUGAUCCAGCCAGCCUACGUCGUCUUCCUACGUGACAGGGUGUUCACUCUCGUACGGAUCCCGCAGAUAUGGCGAGUUGUGACAGCCUUCAUCCUCACCGGACCUAAGCUCGGCAUGAUACUGGACCCUUACUUCCUGUACACCUACGGCAGUGCACUAGAGACUGAGUCUGCGAAGCUGUCUCAACCGGGCGACUUCUUCGUAUACCUGGUCUUCGUGGCAGCGGUUAUUUUGCUUCUGGGUGGCAUUUACCUACAAGGCAUCCUCUUGCUCAGCCCUCUGACUCUGGCCCUGGCGUACACAUACUCGCAAGAGAACCCAAACCGGCAGCUCAGCUACUUCAUUAUCACUUUCUCGGCCAAAUGGCUACCGUUCGUAAUGCUGGCCAUGACCUUCGUCAUGGGAUCGCCACAGGAAGCCAUGCUUCAGGGUACAGGCUUGAUCGCAGCACACCUGUACGACUUCAUCACCAGGAUCUGGCCGGAGUAUGGAGGCGGAAGGCGCUAUCUGACCACGCCACCGGCUGUGCGGCAGUUCUUCGCCAAGCCUGGCGGCACCACGCAGACCCGAUCAUUCGGAACCGCGUAUUCCGCACAGCCAGCGACUGUCCCUCAGCAGCAAACCGGAAGUGGCGGUGGUUGGACGACUGGGUUUGGGGGCGGAAGUGCUGGGUGGACGAGCAGAGGGCCUGGACGGCGCUUAGGAAGCGAGUAG
Baudoinia panamericana UAMH 10762 is the source of this 807-nucleotide messenger RNA. RefSeq lists its product as uncharacterized. Bases 1 to 807 code for a protein of 268 amino acids. Gene Ontology annotation, biological process: endoplasmic reticulum unfolded protein response. The transcript has 3 exons. NCBI's taxonomy places the organism in Eukaryota, Fungi, Ascomycota, Dothideomycetes, Mycosphaerellales, Teratosphaeriaceae. The record is from RefSeq and is a predicted model, not a curated record. Gene Ontology annotation, cellular component: endoplasmic reticulum membrane; Hrd1p ubiquitin ligase ERAD-L complex. Gene Ontology annotation, molecular function: misfolded protein binding; ubiquitin-specific protease binding.